Messenger RNA from Ananas comosus (pineapple), 4411 nucleotides. RefSeq names its product RRP12-like protein. The coding region runs from base 56 to 3952 and encodes 1298 amino acids. NCBI's taxonomy places the organism in Eukaryota, Viridiplantae, Streptophyta, Magnoliopsida, Poales, Bromeliaceae. The record is from RefSeq and is a predicted model, not a curated record. The transcript is spliced from 19 exons.
UUCUCUCCGCCCAAAAUCCCCAAACCCUAAUUGUAGGGUUUUACCCCGCGACGCCAUGGACGUGGACAUGGAUACACGGAGAUCCCAAACCCCCGAGGAGACGGCCGACACCUUCGAAGACCUCGCCGGCGCCGACGACGACGACCUCGGCUCCGCCGUCCUCGUCCGCCACCAGAGCUCCCCGCGCGAGGACCACCAGCAUCUCUGCGCCGCCGUGGGCGCCAUGGCCCAAACCCUAAAGGACCAGAGGAUCCCCCUCACCCCCGUCGCCUACUUCGGCGCCACCGCCGCCUCCCUCGACCGCCUCUCCCGCGACCCCUCCGCCGCCGCCGCCUCGGAUCCCGUCACCACCGCCCUCCUCACCUUCCUCUCCUCCGUGCUCCCCAGGGUCUCCGCUGCUGUGUUGAGGAGCAAGGGGCCCUCGGUUGCCGAAUCCGUGGUCCGGAUUUUAGGGUUCCGGUCGCUGCCGGAUGGCGGCGUGAAGAGUGGAUUGAAGUGCAUUGCUCAUUUGAUCGCGUUUGGGGAUAAGUCGAAUUGGUCGAGGUUAUCCCCUUAUUAUGGAGUACUUCUUGGCUUCGUGACGGAUCACCGGCCGAAGGUGAGAAAGCAGAGUCAUGCAUCUCUGCGGGAUGUUCUUCAGAGUUUCCAAAAGUCAGCAGUUUUGGUACCAGCAAGUGAAGUGAUCACUGAAACUUUUGAGCGAUUUCUUUUACUUGCUGGUGGGUCAAGUUCUUCAAAAACAGCUGCAUCAGAAGAAGGGCCUAGGGGGGCUUUGGAAAUCUUGCAUAUUCUGAAUGCCCUCAAGGAUUGCCUUCCUCUUAUGGCGACAAAAUCAGUCAACAUGAUCUUGGGAUACUUUAAACGGCUGUUGGAGUUGCAUCAGCCCAUUGUGACAAAAAGCAUAUUGGAGAUUUUGCAGUCUCUUUGUAACUAUCCAACAUCAGAGGGUAAUCCUGAAUUGCUGUUAGAUCUAUUAUGCUCUUUGGCAGUAUCUGCCUCUGAGGAAAAUUCGGCAGAUGAGAUGGCAUCAAUAGCACGUUUGUUGCAUGUCGGUAUGAAAAAAGUUUACUACCUGAACAAGCAAAUAUGCACUUUGAAGCUCCCAGUUAUAUUCACCGCUCUUGGAGACAUAUUGGCAAGUGGGCAUGAGGAAGCUGUGUUUGCUGCUAUGGAGGCUUUGAAGGGUCUGAUGCAUUCUUGCAUUGACAAAAGCUUGGUUGAGCAUGGAAUUAGCCAAAUCAAGGCUAGACUACAAGGGUUAAGGGCUGCACCCACCGUUAUUGAAAAGAUUUGUGCUAUCCUUGAAAGCUUCCUCGGUUUUCAGUAUAAUGAUGUUUGGGACUUAUCAUUUCAUGUUCUUUCCUCAGGGUUUGAUAUUCUAGGAGAAGCUUCAUGCUAUCUAAUGGCCAAUGCACUGAAGAGCCUUGCAGAUAUAGAAAAAUUACCCGAUGAAGAUUUUCCUUACAGAAAGCAGCUUCAUGAAUGUAUUGGGUCAGCCAUUGGUGCUAUGGGACCUAAGGAAUUUUUAAAUGUUUUACAUGUACAAAAUAUAUCGGACGCCAAUGUAUGGAUUCUACCUUUACUAAAGCAAUAUACUGUUGGUGCCAGUUUAAGCUUUUUCGUGAAAGAGAUUUUAAAAAUGAUUAGCUGCAUUCAGGAGAACAUUCCUAAGCUUGUUGAGGAGGAUAAACUCUUCUCAGCUAAGAGGGCAGAAGGUUACAUAUAUUCACUGUGGUCCUUAUUGCCUUCUUUCUGCAACUAUGCUUGUGAUACUGCAAGUAGCUUUGGAGAUCUUCAAAAUGUAUUAUGUGAUACACUCCGUAAUGAGCCCAGCUUGCAUGGGGUAGUGUGCUCCAGUCUUCAGAUUCUAAUUCAACAGAACAAGGGCAUACUCUCUGAAACAAAGCAAAAGGACACAGAGCCUGAGGAUGAAUUAAGCAAGCAUGUGAGUAGAGCUAAGUCCUACUAUACCAAAGAGUUGGCAGAGGGAAAUUUAAAAGCCAUACGAGCUUCUUCUUCAAAGUUUUUGAAAGUCUUAUACUCUAUAUUCUUGGAAACUUCAAAAGACAAUGGUGGAAGCUUGCAGUCCACCAUCAAUGAGAUUGCUUCGAUAGCAGACAACAAGGUAAUCAAGAAAUUCUUCGUGGAUACCAUGAAAGAACUAUUGGAGGCGACUCAGGAAGCAAUAAAGUCAAAGCAGAUUGAUGAUUCCAGUUCAAAGCAGAUUGAUGAUUCCAGUUCAAUGCAAAUUGACGCUUUGUCCAGCUCGAAAAUUAUGAGGAGGGCCCUCUUAUUGGACUUUGCAGUUUCGCUUCUGCCUGGGCUGGGUGUAAAGGAGAUUGAUUUAUUAUUCAGUGCUAUUAAACCAGCAAUUGAGGACGAAGGUUUAAUUCAGAAAAAAGCAUACAAAAUUCUUUCAGUUAUACUCAAGGAUUCUGAUCAAUUCGUCAAAAGGAACUUGGAUGUGCUUCUCGACUUGAUGAUUAAAUCACUUACAUCUUGUCAAUUUCCAUCAAAACGUUAUCGACUUCAAUGUUUAUAUUACUUAAUUGUGUAUAUUUCAAAGGAUUCAUUCGAACAAAGGAAGAGGGACAUUGUUAGCUCCUUUCUCACAGAAAUAUUGCUAGCUUUAAAGGAGGCCAAUAAGAAAACAAGAAAUAGAGCUUAUGAUUUGCUUGUCGAAAUUGGUCAUGCUUGUGAAAAUGGAAACAAUGGCGGAAGCAGACAAAAAUUGCAACAACUUUUUAGUAUGGUUGCUGGAGGUCUUGCCGGCGAAACCCCUCAUAUGAUUAGUGCUGCAAUAAAAGGGUUAGCUCGCUUGACCUAUGAGUUUUCAGAUCUCAUUGGUUUAGCUUACAACUUACUUCCAUCAGCAUUUCUCCUCCUGCAAAGGAAGAACCGUGAAAUUGUAAAAGCUAAUUUAGGUUUUAUAAAAGUUCUGGUGGCCAAAUCCAAAGCUGAAGGGUUGCAAGAGCACCUAAGGGACAUGGUCGAGGGAUUGUUCAAGUGGCAAGAUGAUACGAAGAAUCACUUUAAAGCCAAGAUCAAGUUACUUCUUGAACUGCUGAUAAGGAAAUGUGGUUUGGAUGCUGUGAAAGCGGUUAUGCCUGAAGAACAUAUGAAACUGCUAACCAACAUAAGGAAGAUUAAGGACCGAAAAGAACGGAAGACCAAAUCUUCAGACGAUGGAGAGUCACUUACAGCAAGAACAAGUAUCUCAAGGCAGAGUAGAUGGAAUCAUACUCGUAUUUUCUCUGAUUUUGGAGAUGAAGAUGGGAGCGACGAAGGUGAUGCUGAACUUGGGAUGGCCAAAUCCGUUAAUUCUUCUUAUCGGGGUUCAAAAGCUUUUUCAUCUAGGUCUACGCGAAAGCGUAAGACAGCAAAAAGCUUAGCUGAAGAGUUGAUCGACCAAUCUGAUGGUGAUCCACUAGACUUGCUAGACCCUAAAACAAUGAGAACAGCGCUCCAAUCCUCGUCACAUACCAAAAGGAAUAGAUCAUCUCUUGAUGAGCCAGAGAUAGACCCCGAGGGCCGUCUAAUUGUGCGUGAGGAAGGCAGCAGACCUAGAAAGGAAAAGAGCUUCUCUUCUGAUCAGGACUUGGAUACAAAAAGCUUCUUGGGAAGCCGUUCUCUCGUGAGCACUUCAACAAGAGGACAGAAGCGUAGGAAAACAGCUGAAUCUGGGUGGUCGUACACGGGCAAAGAGUAUACCAGUAAGAGAGCCAGCGGGGACCUAAAGAAGAAGGAUAAGUUAGAGCCUUACGCUUAUUGGCCGCUUGAUCGGAAACUGCUUAACCGCCGGGCGGAGCGAAAAGCAUCUGCUCGGAAGGGCAUGGCGAGCGUUAUGAAGAAGUUCACGAAGAAGCUUGAAGGGACAAGUGCUACUGGUGCACUUUCCGUCAAGGAGAUGAAGGUAAGAAAGAAAGUAAAGGGAAGCAACAAAAGAAAGUAAGAUAUUGUUAAUUAUAUUUAAUGAUCUGAGAUGUACUGCAUCAAUGGUCAUCAUUUUUGUUUGGUUUAAAGUAUGGAGGAAAAGUUGCAUAUUGUGCGCGAGACUUUUCCUGGUUUUGAGGAUGUAUAGUCGCCGAAAGAGUGCAAACCGAAGCAAGUUGGAUGAAGACGGUGACUGUUAUUACCGGCUCGAAUUCGUAUUUGUAAUUGUAUGAUGAUUUUCUUUUUUGCCCCUAAACUUCUAUGGUGCCAAUAAUUUUUUGAUUUGUUGUAGAAUGUUCAGCUUUAAUUGUCUAUUUGGUGUUUUUUUUUUUUUUUUUUUUCCGUUUCGCCUGCGGUAGCGGGGGGAAAUGCAUAGGAUAUUUUCUCCUAUAGAAACUAUUCAGGUCGUAUAUGGAUAUGCAUAUGGAUAUGAUUUUAGAGAUUAAAAUUCAUUCGGAUAUUGAUAUGGAUUUGGAUU